AUGAACAAGCUCAAGCUUCACAUCGAGAGUGAUAACUUCACGGAUGAAAGUCACAGGACACCCGUUCGAGCCCUUCCUUCAACAUGGUACACUUCUCCCGAGAUGUUCGAGCUCGAGAGGCGCGCUGUCUUCUCCAAGAAGUGGCUUCUUGUCACACAUCAGAACAGACUCGCCAAAGCAGGAGAUUGGCUCAAGUUCAACGUUACAGGCUACGAGUUCGUUGUUACCCGUGACAGAAAGGGUGGCUUGAACGCCUUUCACAACGUCUGCCGUCACCGAGCUUUCCCAGUUGUCCAAGGUGGAACUCAAGGCAACGCGUCCAUCUUUGCCUGCAAGUACCACGGUUGGUCUUACGGUCUGAGCGGCAACCUUGCCAAGGCGCCCAACUAUGACGUUCUCGAUGGUUUCGACAAGAGCAAGAACGGUCUUUUCAAGAUCCAUCUCAAGCUUGAUGGCUAUGGCUUCAUCUGGGUCAACCUCGACAGCUCUGAUAACCCGGAGCCUUGGGCCAAGUACUUCGACGCCAUUGAUCAACAGGACAGACUCGCGAAUACCAACUUUGAGGACUAUCAGCUGGACCAUGAGUACAGCAUGGAGGGUAACUACAACUGGAAGAUCUUGGCCGAUAACUUCAACGAGUGCUACCACUGCCCCACGACGCAUCCUGAUCUUCCUACGCUUGCAGACCUUGGAAAGAUGAAGUGCGAUACUGACAAGCAAUGGAUCCAACAUUCGAGCGUUCAGACCGAGGAGCAGAAGAAGGCUGGUUUUCAACUCGCGAGCACAUAUUUCUACCCCAACGCCUCGGUCGUUGUUCUACCCCAUUUCAUGAUGAUCCAACGUUUCGUCCCCACAUCAGCAACCCACUCCUCAAUGAGCUACCAAAUCUUCCGCAACAUCAAGUCCUCUGAUGAAGACUUCCGUGCUGCCUCCGAACUGUACGCACGCGUAGUCUCGGAAGACAAAGACCUCUGCAUCGGCGCACAGAAGAACUUGGAAGCUGGUGUUUUUAUCAGUGGUGAGCUUCACCCUCGACUUGAACACGGCCCGCUUUCGUUCCAGGAUGGUCAUCGCGAUGCUAUUCAUGAGCACGUCAAGCUUGAGAAGGCAGCUGGACGACAAAUCUGGCCAGCGAGACAGAGGUUGCCUGAGGGAGAGGCUGCGAAGAAGAACCAGGAGGAUGAGGAGCUUUGUUCGAGCUUGUCUUGUGGAGGGUUGCAAGAGGUUUUGGCCUGGUAA
Fusarium coffeatum is the source of this 1239-nucleotide messenger RNA. RefSeq lists its product as uncharacterized. Gene Ontology annotation, molecular function: iron ion binding; 2 iron, 2 sulfur cluster binding. Lineage: Eukaryota; Fungi; Ascomycota; Sordariomycetes; Hypocreales; Nectriaceae. The transcript is spliced from 2 exons. The coding region runs from base 1 to 1239 and encodes 412 amino acids. The record is from RefSeq and is a predicted model, not a curated record.